GACAAGCCAGAGACGUGGGAGAAACAGUGGAGGUGUUUCAAGAUGCUGCUGUUCAACCACUUCUGUAUCCAGCUGCCCAUGAUCUGUGGAACGUACCACUUCACUGAGUUCUUCAGCAUCCCCUACGACUGGGACAGCAUGCCACGAUGGCCCUACCUGUUAGCUCAGUGUCUAGGCUGUGCUGUGAUAGAGGACACCUGGCACUAUUUCCUCCAUCGCCUGCUACAUCACCGCAGUAUCUACAAGCACAUCCACAAAGUGCACCACGAGUUCACUGCUCCAUUUGGCAUGCAGGCAGAGUACGCCCACCCAGCUGAGACAGUGAUCCUUGGGUCUGGGUUCUUCAUCGGCAUCAUGGUGUUCUGUAACCACGUGACGUUGUUAUGGGCCUGGGUCGCCUUCCGCCUGCUGGAGACCAUCGACGUACACAG
Molecule: messenger RNA, 431 nt
Organism: Oncorhynchus masou masou (cherry salmon)
Lineage: Eukaryota; Metazoa; Chordata; Actinopteri; Salmoniformes; Salmonidae
Product: methylsterol monooxygenase 1-like
Exons: 3
Biological process (GO): sterol biosynthetic process
Cellular component (GO): endoplasmic reticulum membrane
Molecular function (GO): iron ion binding; C-4 methylsterol oxidase activity
Source: RefSeq, a predicted model, not a curated record